Messenger RNA from Arabis nemorensis, 321 nucleotides. NCBI's taxonomy places the organism in Eukaryota, Viridiplantae, Streptophyta, Magnoliopsida, Brassicales, Brassicaceae. The record is from the annotation of a GenBank genome assembly.
AUGAUGAAUUAUAUGAAGUUCUUGAUCAUCGCCGUGAUCAUCUCCGCGGCUUUAUUUCCAGAGUUGGUCCGAUCUCGACAGGUAAAAUGUGACCGGUUGGGUGGGAAUUGCAUGGACGGUGGAGAAGAAGUGAUCGUGAAGAAGAUCAUGAGAUCAGGUUUGGAUGCAAGCCAUAGGAUUCUUCAAGCGUCGAGAUAUAUAAGCUAUGAUGCAUUGAAGAAGAACGUACCAGAUAAGAGACGUGGUCAAACUGAUCGACCGGAUAACCCAUACCGACGAGGUUGUGAUGUCCAUUCGACUUGUUACCGGUUCACAGAUUAA